UCGAGGCCCGUCCCCCAUCUCUCAACGUUCCCCCGCUCAGCGGGCGGCGCGAAACCUAGUCACCUUUUCUUAAGGUGACUCCUCUACCCGGCCUUCUUUCCUGAGGGCGCCUUCCUAGAGAGCUUUCUGUGUUACCAUUAACGUCGCUACCAGUGUCAGUCAGAGACUGAAAACAAAUAGUAAAAGCAGGUGUAAGCCAAGAAACGUCUCAAUAAACCGGUACGGGGCCUACAGGAACGCGGCCGGUGCCCCGGAAGCGGAAGUGCGUCCCCGAGUGAAAGGCUGGACUAUGCUGAGUGGUGACGUUUCCCCAUUGGGCGGAAGGUUCGGGGCCGUAGUCGGGCUUCCAGCUGGUGGGAGUUGGCGUCGCGGUGCUGGGCGCUGGGACCUCGGUGGAUAGAGUUCUGGAAGCGGGUCUCUGCUCAGCGGUGGCGUCGCCCCUGUCCGUCUGAUCCCCGCUCUCCUUGGUUCUCUCCCACGGCGUGGGGCUUCGCGAGGGAAUCCCCGGCCCCUUUGGGCCACGGCGGUAGCGGUGCCUUUUGAGGUAAGGAAAGUGAGGCUCAGAGAGAUUAAGUAACAUGCCCAAAGUAACACAGCCAGUAUGUAGCAGAGCUGGGAUUUGAAUCCAGGUCUGUCAGACUCCAAAGCCCAUGCUCUUUCCAGUACUUCACACUGCAGCAGAUUUUCUUGUAAUCACGUUUUAAAGCCUUCAAGAUGGUACUAGCAGAUCUUGGAAGAAAAAUAACAUCAGCAUUACGCUCACUGAGCAAUGCCACCAUCAUCAAUGAAGAGGUAUUAAAUGCUAUGCUAAAAGAAGUAUGUACAGCAUUAUUGGAAGCAGACGUUAAUAUUAAACUAGUGAAACAACUAAGAGAAAAUGUGAAGUCUGCUAUUGAUCUGGAAGAGAUGGCGUCUGGUCUAAACAAAAGAAAAAUGAUUCAGCAUGCUGUAUUUAAAGAACUUGUAAAGCUUGUAGACCCUGGAGUUAAAGCAUGGACACCCACUAAAGGAAAACAGAAUGUGAUCAUGUUUGUUGGAUUGCAAGGGAGUGGUAAAACAACUACAUGUUCAAAGCUAGCAUAUUAUUACCAGAGGAAAGGGUGGAAGACCUGUUUGAUAUGUGCAGACACAUUCAGAGCAGGGGCUUUUGACCAACUAAAACAGAAUGCUACCAAAGCAAGAAUUCCAUUCUAUGGAAGCUAUACAGAAAUGGAUCCUGUUAUCAUUGCCUCUGAAGGAGUGGAAAAAUUCAAAAAUGAAAAUUUUGAAAUUAUUAUUGUUGAUACAAGUGGCCGCCAUAAACAAGAAGACUCUUUGUUUGAAGAAAUGCUUCAAGUUGCUAAUGCUAUACAACCUGAUAACAUUGUUUAUGUGAUGGAUGCCUCGAUUGGACAGGCUUGUGAAGCCCAGGCUAAGGCUUUUAAAGAUAAAGUAGAUGUAGCCUCAGUAAUAGUGACAAAACUUGACGGCCACGCAAAAGGAGGUGGUGCACUUAGUGCAGUUGCUGCGACAAAAAGUCCAAUUAUUUUCAUUGGCACAGGGGAACAUAUAGAUGACUUUGAACCUUUCAAAACACAACCUUUCAUCAGCAAACUUCUUGGUAUGGGUGACAUUGAAGGACUGAUAGAUAAAGUCAACGAGUUGAAGUUGGAUGACAAUGAAGCACUUAUAGAAAAGUUGAAACAUGGUCAAUUUACAUUGCGAGACAUGUAUGAACAAUUUCAAAACAUCAUGAAAAUGGGCCCCUUCAGUCAGAUCUUGGGGAUGAUCCCUGGUUUCGGGACAGAUUUUAUGAGCAAAGGAAAUGAACAAGAGUCAAUGGCAAGGCUAAAGAAAUUAAUGACCAUAAUGGAUAGUAUGAAUGAUCAAGAACUUGAUAGUACUGAUGGUGCCAAGGUUUUUAGUAAGCAACCAGGAAGAAUCCAGAGGGUAGCAAGAGGAUCAGGUGUGUCAACAAGAGAUGUUCAAGAACUUUUGACACAAUAUACCAAAUUUGCACAGAUGGUAAAAAAGAUGGGAGGUAUCAAAGGACUUUUCAAAGGUGGUGAUAUGUCUAAGAAUGUGAGCCAGUCGCAGAUGGCAAAAUUGAAUCAACAGAUGGCCAAAAUGAUGGAUCCAAGAGUUCUUCAUCACAUGGGUGGUAUGGCAGGACUUCAGUCAAUGAUGAGGCAGUUUCAACAGGGUGCUGCUGGCAAUAUGAAAGGCAUGAUGGGAUUCAAUAAUAUGUAAAAGAAGAUGCCUUAAUAUAAACUGACUUAGUUGAUCACACUCUUUGCUGAGACCUCAGAGUUUCCCUCCUUUUUUGCAAAUGGGGAAAAAAAGUAUUUUUCUUGCCUGUCUUGCCCUUAUUUUUCUUGUCUUCCCCACUUCUCUUUUUCCUUUCCUUACUCCUGCCUUCCCUUUGAUGUAGGGAAGAAUAUAUGGUUUUUGUGGAAAUCAUUAUAUUUUUGCUUUAGAUUUUUUUUUGUUAGUUUUCACCAUCAUUAACACUUAAGUUAAAAAAAAAAUCAUGAUGUAAAAUUUUAGUACUUAAAAGUUUUUAAUUAUCUCAAAGGCCAAGCAUUACAUUUGUAAAUGGUCCUGGUCAGUAGUUACAUGAUGUCUCAAUAAAAGUGCUGUAAAAUAAACUUCAAAGUCGUUAAUAAGUUAAGGGUUUGUUAACUUUCUUUAUGGUUCAAAAUUAUCUAUGUAUCAAUCAAAAGGCAGACAGAAAAGCCAAUAGCUAUAUGUCACUUAAAACUUUUCAUAGAGGUAUACCUUUAAUGGAAAAUAUAGUAGAGUAACUUAAUUUUUGUUUAACUUAGAGUAAUUAAAACAAUUUUGCCAGAGAAAAUCUUAGGUCUGCCAUUUAAAUAGACAUUGUGAAUUUGGUUACAGUUCACAAUGUAAUGUUUUGUAUAUAACUUGCAUUUUUUUACCUCAUAUUUUUAAAGCCUUAAGGGCAGUAUUUGAUUUUUUUGAAAAACCAAUUUUGUUGUUUCUUACAUAUCAAAAAUCUGCUUGAAAAAAUUGAUAUACUUUGAAGAUAAUAGCUAAUGUAUAGCCCUCCAAAUGGGAAAAUAAAUGAAAAUGUUAGGGCUGUCACUACUAUCUAUUAAAAAUAAUGAGACCAUGACAAGGUUGAUUUGGUUAUUGAUUACUUUGGAUUGCUGCAUAAUUCACUUAGGAAAAUGGCUUUUAAAUAACUUACAGAAUUAAAAACACUUAGGAUAGUUAUACCUAUUCAUUAUUGACAUCAUGAAAUAAUAGAUAUGGUAUAGCAAUGUAUUUUGAGCUAGGAUGAACUGAUCUCCAGCAAAGAAUUGAUUUGUAGUAGAAGGAGAGUGAAAGAAAUAGCUAGCUUUUAUAGUAUUAAUUUUUUAUGACUCAAGUGUUUUAAAAAGGUCUUAUAAGCCAAAGCAUCUGUAAAAAAUAAUUGCAUAAAGAAUGCACCUGAUUUUCAUGUUUACUUGGGCAAAGAUUUUAUAUCCCAUUAAAUUAUUUUCACCAGCUAAAACCCAGAAUAUCUAUAAAGCAUUGUAUACCCUGUAAAAAUGUUGUAUCUUGUUUUCUGCAGAAAUGUUUUCUGCAAGGUCCAGCUUUAGAAAAUUGAUAAGAGAAAAUAUUGUUCUCCAGAUUAGUUUCUAAUUAAAGUUAUGCAAACCACCUUUUCUGGGCAUGCAUUUU
Messenger RNA from Talpa occidentalis (Iberian mole), 3666 nucleotides. RefSeq names its product signal recognition particle subunit SRP54. The transcript is spliced from 17 exons. The record is from RefSeq and is a predicted model, not a curated record. NCBI's taxonomy places the organism in Eukaryota, Metazoa, Chordata, Mammalia, Eulipotyphla, Talpidae. Bases 715 to 2229 code for a protein of 504 amino acids. Gene Ontology annotation, biological process: SRP-dependent cotranslational protein targeting to membrane, translocation; SRP-dependent cotranslational protein targeting to membrane. Gene Ontology annotation, molecular function: GTPase activity; 7S RNA binding; endoplasmic reticulum signal sequence receptor activity. Gene Ontology annotation, cellular component: cytosol; signal recognition particle, endoplasmic reticulum targeting.